CAGCCAAUUCGGGGGGGGCUCGUCCAUUUUUCGGUGUGAGUCAGGCACGUCGGUGGGGUGAUGCUACGACGUUGGGAAGGGGCCGGGAAAGCCGCGGGAGGCGGCGGGGAGCGGCCCGCCCGCCCAGGGCUGUACUCUCUGCCGUGCCGCCGCUGAGGGGAGCGCUGCUGCUUCCUCCUCCUCCUCCUCCUUCCCUUCCCGCGCCGGGGCCGGCGCCAUGGCUGGGGGCGCUGGGCCGAGCCGCGCACCCUAACGGAGCGGUGCCCGCCCCCGCCGCGAGGCUUGAGGGUCGCGUCCUGGUAUCGAAAGGAAGAGCCGAAAAUGAGCCUCGCCCGGAGCUGAGCUGUUUCUCCUCAAGCUGAGGGAGGACGGGGACUACACAGAGGCCGUCCUUGCAUUUCAUGGUCCAUCAGCUCGGCAGCAUUUUGGCUUUGAUUCCAUCUUGCUGCUACCUGUUCCUGGACAGUGUCGGGGAGGAGAAGAGGCACCAUCCCACCAUGUCUCGUUACAGCCUCCAUAAUCUUUUGGACUGGAUGUAUGGGGGUGUGGACCCCAGCUUUGCUGGUAACGGGGGGCCAGAGUGCGCGGCCUUUCUCUCUGGGCAGCAGCGUCUUCUGGAGAGCGUGGUCUUCCUCAGUGUGGGAAUCGUGGAAAUCCUUCUGUCCCUCUGGAAACUCAGGCAGCUGCACUUGAGGGACCUGGAGGGUCAUCUGCUGCUGCAGCCCCAGACUAAGCAGGAGAGUUUGGGCAAGAAUGUGCUGCUGGUGGUGCUGUGUCUCAUCUUUGGGCUGGAGAUGGGGUUCAAGUUUGCUACCAGGACUGUCAUUUACCUCCUAAAUCCUUGUCACGUUGUUACCAUGAUGCAGAUUUUUCUUCUUGCCUGUCCCCCAUGCCGGGUUGCAAUGAUUCUCUUCAGGUUGCAGAUGCAUAUGCUGAAUGGGGCCCUCCUGGCAUUGCUGUUUCCAGUUGUUAAUACACGCCUGCUUCCAUUUGAAAUGGAAAUUUAUUACAUCCAGCAUGUGAUGCUUUAUGUUGUGCCCAUCUAUCUGCUGCGGAAAGGAGGUAUCUACACUCCAGAACCACUCUGCAAUUUCUGGUGGGCUCUUUUAUCCACGGGGUUUAUGUUUGUAUAUCAUUUUAGCAUCUUGCAGAUUCUGGGCUUGGUUACAGAAGUGAAUUUGAACAACAUGUUGUGCCCAGCCGUCUCAGAUCCUUUUUAUGGGCGCUGGUAUCGAAUUUGGGCAUCUGGACACCAGACUGUCAUGACCAUGACUCAUGGGAAGCUUGUAAUCCUACUGUUUUACAGUGCUGUCCCCAUCUUUAAAUGUAGCAUGGACUUGCUUAGACUCCCAGCUAAGAAAAUAGACUGAAAUGUCUCCUCACGUAGUAGUACAUACAGGAAGCAGAUAUACUUAUACUGGAAAACAAAGAGGAGGGAUGAGAGGACAAUGGGUUUAUAUUUCUCCCCACAGUUUAUUGCCUCAGAAACACCUCUAUAACCAAGUGAGGUUUUUUUUAACUGCUGUUUCUCACUGCCUGUUGCCAGUGGCAAAAUUAGUGGCCUUAUUCUGGAAAAGGUUCAUGUUUUAUACAUUUUGUGUAGAUUACAGUAGAAUCUUACUAAGCCACCGUUGAAAAUGAGGCCAGGAUCUGUCCACAUUCCAGCAAAGACAGUGGCAGUGCUACCUCGUUUUGACUUACUUUCCAUUAAAUAUAAGUACACUUAUAGCAUAGGAAAUUAAGCACCACUCUAGUGAUGUGAACAGAACACAUGUUGAUAUGCAUCAUCUUGGCUUAACUCUUAGCACUUGGAAGUUGAAAAAUGAUCACAGUGGAACGGUGUACACUUGAUCUCCCAGUCGUAAGUGCAAAACGGGGAGGUUCCCCUAUAUUUCUUUAAGCUGGUUGAAAAUAUUGGGGAACAAUAACUCAUUAAAAAAAAAAAAAGGCUUUUUGGUUGACUGUUGAAUUUCUAAGCCGCUGUGGAUGAAUAUCUGUCUGGCUGAGUCCCAUCAGGUCUUGAUGCUUUGGGGAUGCUUUUAUCUGAGUGAGUGGAAGAACACCAUGUUGAAACAGUUUCAAAAGACCAUGUUACGUAUAAGAUAUGAUGAGAUAUUUUAUCCACUGUUCUGACCUGACUUUGAGCAAAAUGUUGUUUUUUUCACUUAGCUUGUACAGGAGAAGGAGUGGAGAUACAAAAACCAAUGCUAACUUUAGAGUUUUCUUUUUUUUUUUUUUUACUCACUAGCUUUUGAAACAUAAACAUUCCUCCUCUGUGUUCUGCACUGAUCCUCACUCAGUAGAGUGGUUAGUGAAGAAAAAAUGAAACCAUGUUCUCUCUCCACACCUCUAAUACAUUCUUUAUACUGAUUGCAGAAUACACUCAUAAAAAGGAACUCAAAUCAGUGUAGGCCUCUACUGAGAAGAAAGUGUUCCAGUUUACUAGUAUGACUGAAUCUUCCUGUCAACAUGUCUUUUGGAGAACAGGAUGUAGAUAGAACGAUAAAUAGUAAGGUGUGUGUACUUGUUCAAAUUUUCCAAUGCUAGAGAAGAAACUGUUGGGCAGAAGAUGGGAAACCUUAAGUGUGUUUCUCCCGAUGGUUAAUUGUGAGCCUCUUAGGCAGACUGUUGUAUUUCAGGGCUGCAGGAGUUUUGUUGUACAGAAGUUUGUUGCAAUUUAUAGAUUCAUUGUGUUGUCAAAGCUGUGACUUGUAAGAUAAAACCAUCAUACCUCCUCCAGCUGGGUCACCUGAAGAGAUGUUUGAUAUAUUGUGAAGUUAAGGUACAGUCAUUUAUACCUCAAGAAGGAAAAGUAAGAAUGAGAAGUGGUUGCCUUUUUUUUGUUGCUGUUGUUUUUUCCUUUCUCCUUAAAUGUUUCAUGGUGAGGGAACAAAUGGCAACUUCAAAUAUUUUUACUCCAUAUGAUUAAAGAAAAGGACGAAUCAAAGAUCUACUGUCCCACAUUCUAACUUACAAACUAGUAUCUGGCUUUCUUCCAUGCCUUGCAGUGUAUAUAUAUACAUCACAAAUAUACUGUACUCUCCCAACACGAGACCAUGUGGCACAUGCCCAGACUACCCAUCAAACAUGUAUAGCUUGGCUUAGUUAUACAGACUGUAUGGUUCCUUGUGUUUUUAAUCAGAAUUCAGAAAGCAAAUCACCUGAAAACAACUACCAGUAUUCAGAGUUACCUGUCAGUUGUUGAGCUUUCAAAUGUUUAAGUACAUAAUGAAUUAAAUUACAUAGUAGUCCCACUGCUGCCUCAGUAAAGCGGGGCUUGUAUUGCUUGUGGAUUGGAGCCUGAAGGAGGAAUCUGUUGGUACUGAAGGCCUGAAUCUGUGGAGUUAGCUCUGACUGAGCUGCUGAAGUGAUAGAAGUUCUUGCUGUUUAUUUCAGCAGAUUCAGUAUUUCCUGAUGAAAUGCAGGGUGUUGCUGGGAGAUGCUGAGAUGCACAGUGCUGGAUUUUAAAGCAUGUCCCCAAAAUACUUCAUGAAAUAGCUGAAUGAAACCUACAGUGAUUCUUCCCUCCCCAUCGUUACUGUCAAGUGCAUGAUGGCUUAUAUAUUUACUUAAGAAUUUGGCAAAAUGCCUUAUGUUGGAUGCAGUCCUGUUGGGAAGGAAUGUUUUGGUAUCACAGUAGAAUGAUUUUAGCCACAUUUUGCAAAUGGCAUUUUUAUUUGCUUUUAUUUGCUUUUGUUUGUAAGAAUUUUACCUUAUUUUAAAUAUUUUCUUCAAAAUGUUGUAGCUCCUGGAAAAAAUUCCUGUGGAAAGUAGCAGCUUUUUUUUUUUUUUUUAAACUCAACAUUUCCUCUCUAUAUUCAUAUGCUUCAGGGCAUUCUAAACAAUUAUGAAACAGCUGCUGUUUACCACCACUGACUGCCUCUGGUCAAUGAAGACUGCAGAAGCAUUUAAAUAAGCUCAGGUGUCUCGCUCAUUGCAGGCUGGUUUGGAAUGCAAAAUAUGAGCUCUUCUGACUGACUGACUGGAAUUCAGUAGCAGGAACGGUAAUGGAAUACAGCUGACAGGAGGGAAAUCACUGGGGCAUUUUGGAUGAAAGGAUUCUUGGUGUAGUUGUACCACUUGUGCCAUUUGACUUUGAUAGCAGAGCCACUGUAAGUGGUUGUUCCUGCCUUCCUCCCACUCUGUACCACAGAUGUCUCUUUCAGUCUCUGUGCUGUGCCACUUGCUUUUCUCCCUUAUGCUGGUCCAGUUGUUUUGAGUCACACUAGAAACUUCAGGCAUAAUUUCACAGCAUGGAGUGUGCUGACAAAACUGCUCAUCAGAGCCGAUGGGACACUUGCAUUUCCACUCCAAACCAUACCAGUGCAUGUUCUGGAGCUUGUAAAAUUCUUCUGUACUAAUUUAAGUUGUUUAAAUGCUUAACUGAACACGGUAAUUCAGCAGAAAGCUAGAGAGAUAAGCCAAUUUCUACACUUAGCAAGAAUUUUAGAAGUAUUUGAGCUGCUAUAAAAGGGUUGAAUGGUGCAAGUGGAGUCAGGCAGGAGGGAAGGCAGUAGAACCUUCACCUCUUUGACAGUCAGCUGUUGCUUUUUUACUUGUACAGCAUCAGUGAAGCUGGCUGAGUUAGAGCAGAAUCAUUUCAGUUGGAAAGGACCUUUAUGAACAUCGAGUUCAACCAUAAACUUUACACUGCCAAGUCCAUCACUGAGCCAUGCCUCUACAUGCCACAUCUGCAUCUGUUAAAUUCCUCCAAGGAUGGUGACCCAGCCAUUUCAGUGGGCAGCCUGUUCCAAUGCUUGACAACCAUUUUGCUGAAGAAAUUUUCCCUAUUAUCCAAUCUAAGCCUCCCCUGGCAUAACUUGAGGCCAUUUCUUUUCGACCUGUGGCUUGUUACUUGGGAGAAGAGACUGACAUCUACCUCAUUACACCUGCUUUUCAAGUAGUUGUAGAGAGUAAGCUUCCUUUGCUCCAGGCUGAACAACCUGAGCUUCCUUUGCUCCAGGCUAAACAAACCCAGCUCCCCCGGCAGCUCCUCAGAAGGCUUGUGCUCCAGAUCCUUCUCCAGCUUUAUUGCUCUUCUUCACUCUAGCACCUCAAUGUCUUUCCUGUAGUAAGAGGCCCAAAAGUGAAGUUAUUCCCUCCCCUUCCUUGCCCCUUUUUGAAUGUUUUUCAAACUUAGUAUUUCAUUUUAAUUUAUGAUAUGGUGCCACAAAAGAUUGUAUCAGCAUAGCUGAAACACAGGCUUCACAGAGAGUGAAGAAUGGGUCCGAAUGGGAGCAGAAAGAGAAUGAACUUCUGAAGCCAAUGUCCUGGAACUUCACAUCCUAUAUUCCUCAGCUGUCUCUGGUGUCUGUUUGGAAUAUGCAUCAGACAGAAUUUGUUCAACGUGCAGGAUAUUGGUUUGAAUGGGAAAGUAGAAUACUUCAUCUCCAGAGGGGUUAUUUAUCCUGUUCCCUGGCAGAGGCUGAUUUUCUUUUCCUAGAAUGGUUUAUUUUAUAUGGAUGAUCUCUUCGGUUGCUUUUAUCCUUAUGUAUGCUGGAAAUUAAAGAGCAAAACUCUACUGCUGUUGUUGAAAGCUAAUUGGCAUUCUCUCCUGGGGUAUUCUGCACACUAUCUAUGUCAAGAAAACUUAAAGCUGUUGCCCAAUAUCUGAUGAUGAGAUUUUUCCAUAGCAGCAGUGCAGUGUACAAUUGGAAGGGUCCUCCCUGGUCAAAUGUUCCAAAAUCUUUGGUCAGAGUGCUAACAAUUAUGACAACAUGAGCAAUAGCUAUGGGGCAGAGCAGAAGGUGGACCACAGAGCCAGACAGACUGUUCCUUUCAGCAGGAGCUUAAGCUGACUAUAAAACCUCACCACUAGCAACUCAGGCACUGCACCAGAACCAGUUCUUGUGUGGUGCUAAUGCCUUGACUUCACACAGAAGUUGGUAUGUGUCGAGGUGUCUAAACACAGCCCUCUACUCUCUUAAGUUUUGGUAUUGUAGGCACCUCCUAUUUAAGAACUAAGGAGUGAUGAAAUUACUCUUUCUGCCAGUGAACAACUGUUUCAGUUUGCCUCCAAAAGUACACGUAAAUGAAGCAUUAUCAACUACAGUAAAUUUGUUCACUGAUGGGUUUAUUUAUGUAGCCUUACAGUAAGUAGCCCAGAAAAGUCAAAUUUCUGCACCCACCAUAACAUCUGGCCAUUCACCUAUGAAUGUUGAGGUUGUUGUGCCAAGGCUUUAGCUGUCCAGGAUACAUGUGGUGCUGUUCUUCAAGGAUUCAGGCACUCUUUGCAGUGUUUGAGCUCCAUCUGUUUAUUUUACAUUCUCCUAUUUAAGCACCAAAGAAGAAUUUGCAUCUUGUUUCUUUCAAAGGGUUAAAAUUAACAGCUCUUGAGCAUGCUCGUAUAAAUCAAUGAAAAGCCACAGUCUAUAAACACAACUUGGUUUUGGUUCAGCUUCUUGGGGCUUGAUACAUGCUGCUUAUAAGCAAAGGCUCCUUGUCCUUAAGCAGAUGCUGCCUUGGAAGACAAGAAAAGUCACUCCAUUUACAUACCUUGAGAUUCUAGAGUACCUCAUUGUAGAUUUAUCCAUCUGUUUCUGGCCACAAUCAGGGUUUUGAUAUUUCUGUAUAUUUGAUAUCAUUUUGUAAAGCCCAAUGGUAUUUUUCUUCCCGAAACGGCUAUCUGCAACUGUUAAAUUACUGUACUUUUAUGUCUUAAGUCUUGCAUAUAAACCCAAGGCAUCUGUUUUCUAUGCAUCUAUAGCUGAUGGAAAAUCUGAAUGUGCUGGUGUUCUCAGUGUUGCCGUUGUUCACUAGAGGUGGAUUCUUAGGAAUUAUGUUAGUCCUGUUAGUUAACAAAGCUCUGAAAAGGCCAAAACCCAGGAAGAGGAUGUAUGUCAGCCCUGUUAGGAGGCAAAAUGUUUCUGUGGGCAGACAAGUCAACUCCGAUGUUUUCAUUUUUACAGUGACAAGACUCAUAACAAACCUGUUGAUUUUUGUGAUCUUGUACUUAAAGUGAUAUUGCUGUAAAUCUGUCUCGCAGCUUUUAGUGUAACUUAGUCAAAGCCAAGCUGGUUUUUAAAUGAUUUUAUUUUUCUUCAGGGCCAAUUUUGUACUUUUUUUAACUUAUUUCUGCAUUUACUGAGUCAUUCUCUCAAUGCUGCAGAGGACGCAGCAGGCAGAACAGUGAGUAUACCCACACCACUCUCACCAACCAGGCUGUGCUGGGGAGCGGGGCUCAGGCACUGCCCUGAAGCACAAAGCAGUCUUGAGAAGCUUGCAGUUCUAGUUCUGGAACUCUCUAGUUCAAACAUGGCAUUAUCCAGGCACAGAAUGGUAUGGCAAGGGUGAGGAUGGAUGUGGAGAGGCUCAACUGCCACGUAUGCUGUUAGUUCUGAAUAAUUUGUAAGAGUGUUAUAAAUUUUGUAAACUUUUUAAUGUGCUAAAACUUGGUUAUGAGGUAACAUUUACAAAUAAGGGGUAAUUUGUGUACUUGGUUUUAUAUUUUGGUCUGACGGUAUUUUUUGUUGUUGUGCCCCGAGCCCAGAUUACUGGGCAAAUAGUUGUUAAACCUUUGAAUUAAAACAAAUAAAUGCAUUUUAAUGGA
Neopsephotus bourkii (Bourke's parrot) is the source of this 7549-nucleotide messenger RNA. It is a transcript of the gene TMEM164, whose product is annotated as transmembrane protein 164. Bases 402 to 1370 code for a protein of 322 amino acids. The record is from RefSeq and is a predicted model, not a curated record. NCBI's taxonomy places the organism in Eukaryota, Metazoa, Chordata, Aves, Psittaciformes, Psittacidae. The transcript has 7 exons.